GAGAGAGCGUGCAAACACGAUAUGGACAAAGCAAACCACGUUAGAGUGAGAGCCAUUGGUCGGUUGGUAAUGUUUAACAGCUGCAGACUGCAAAGACCCCUCCCUACAGGACCCUUUGAAUCCAAGACUCAACUCACAGCAACCUUAAUUCCUCUUAGUAUUCCUUGUCCUACAUGGAAUAGCACUUUCCACCAAUAACCCAAUACUCCCAUCCCAUAUAAUAUUAUCCAAUCCCACACCCUCCUCCCUCCUCCUAAACUCUCUUUCGCCACUUAAUCUGCUCUGCUCUUUCUUGUCAUCGUCAUGAGGAAGCUUUGUCCCAAUCUGGACCGUGAAGACGGCCUUGAAACCGUCCUCGAGGUCCCAAUCCCCGAAGAGAUGUAUGCUUCAGGCAAUCACAAGAACGCCACCAUUUCAUGGUACAACAUGAAGUCGUGGAUGAAACCCUCAAACAACGACCGAUCACAAUCAGCCAACGCGGUUUUUGGAAGCAAAAACGCCGAAGUCCAGCUCUUGCUUGGAGUCAUUGGAGCCCCUCUGAUUCCAUUACCAAUUCCCAACGAUCAGCAACCCAGUAGCCACGCCAUGAAAGAUCAACCCAUUGAAUCUUCGAUGGCUAAGUACAUAAUGAAGCAAUACAUAGCGGCAGUGGGAGGAGAGAAGGCUUUGAAUUCAGUAGAUAGCAUGUGCGCAAUGGGGAAGGUGAAGAUGGCGGCGUCAGAGUUUUGUACUGGAGAGAGGAGCUUGAAUGGUGGUAAGAACAAGUUGAAGGUUAAGAGCUUGUUGAGAUCAGUUGGCGGCGGCGGCGAGAUGGGUGGGUUUGUGCUGUGGCAGAAAAGACCAGAGCUUUGGUGCUUGGAAUUGGUGGUGUCUGGUUGCAAGAUCAGUGCAGGGAGUGAUGGAAAGGUGGCUUGGCGCCAAACGCCAUGGCACCACUCUCAUGCCUCUCGAGGCCCGCCUCGUCCUCUCCGGCGUCUCCUUCAGGGUCUUGAUCCAAGGUCAACAGCUAACUUAUUCAGCAACUCAGUUUGCAUUGGAGAGAAAGCAAUCAAGGACGAAGACUGCUUCAUACUAAAACUAGAAGCCGAACUCUCAACCCUAAAAGCAAGAAGCAGCUCCAACGUUGAGAUAAUAAGGCACACAGUUUGGGGCCACUUCAGCCAAAAAACCGGCCUCCUUGUCCAACUAGAGGACUCCCACCUCCUCCGAAUCAAAUCCGCCGGCAACGACCACAGCAUCUUUUGGGAGACCACAAUGGAGUCCUACAUCCAAGACUACCGGAAUGUCGAAGGCAUCAGCAUUGCGCAUGGGGGCAAGACAUGUGUAUCGUUGUUUAGGUUUGGUGACAGCACGGAAGGCCAUUCAAGGACACGAAUGGAGGAGGCUUGGGAAAUCGAGGAAGUCGAUUUUAACAUAAAGGGUUUGUCCAUGGACUGCUUCUUGCCUCCCGGUGACUUAAAGAAAGAAGAAAAGGAAGGCAAAUGUGGUGCCAUGGUCACUAGUGCACAUUCCAAAUUGCCCUACAAAAUUCGAUCCGCUUCAUGGAGAAUUAGUGCUUCGAAAGUCGCUGCACUCAAUGUUGAAUAUGAUUCAGAAGACAACGAUAACAGUGAUUAAGAAUUGCAAAUUCGUGAUUUUUUUGAUUUUGUACAUAAUUUUACGAAGAGUAUCACUAAACAAAAAACUAAGCGAAUCUUACAAUUAUUGUUUGUUAUGCAGUUUUGAUGUUUGGUAGUCAAAUAAGAGCAUCUCCAAGAGAA
Messenger RNA from Pyrus x bretschneideri (Chinese white pear), 1760 nucleotides. RefSeq lists its product as uncharacterized. Bases 304 to 1617 code for a protein of 437 amino acids. Lineage: Eukaryota; Viridiplantae; Streptophyta; Magnoliopsida; Rosales; Rosaceae. The record is from RefSeq and is a predicted model, not a curated record. The transcript has 3 exons.